This is a messenger RNA of Zygosaccharomyces rouxii, 3120 nucleotides long. RefSeq names its product Nmd2p (gene NMD2). Gene Ontology annotation, cellular component: cytoplasm; exon-exon junction complex. The coding region runs from base 1 to 3120 and encodes 1039 amino acids. Gene Ontology annotation, biological process: nuclear-transcribed mRNA catabolic process, nonsense-mediated decay. Gene Ontology annotation, molecular function: protein binding; RNA binding. Lineage: Eukaryota; Fungi; Ascomycota; Saccharomycetes; Saccharomycetales; Saccharomycetaceae. The record is from RefSeq and is a predicted model, not a curated record. The transcript has 2 exons.
AUGGAUGAUGAACGAAGGUUAGAGCUUAGCGAGCUUAACACCAGAGCGUGGAACGGAGAGGAAGUAUUUCCCUUAAAGCAAGCCAAACUUGACUCCAGUAUCAAGAGAAAUACUGGUUUUAUCAAGAAGUUAAAAUUGGGUAUUACGAAGGAUUCAAAGGCAUCAUUGUUGAAAGAUCUGAGCGAAGUAUCUUUGGAAAAAUAUCUUUCAGAGAUCAUUAAUACAACCGAUGAGGGCUUACAAAAUGUACCUAACAAGAAUGAUGAUGUAGCUGCAGUUGUUGAGGUGAUUAGUGGCUUACACCAGAGAUUCAAUACUAGAUUUACAUGUGAGUUAAUGGCACUAUUUUUGAACCAUUUUGCAUGUCCACAGGAGGAUUCUAUUUCUGAGAAAGAAGCAUCUACUCGUGUGAGCAAAAUGAGGACCAACGUUCGAAUUUUUACAGAGUUGUACCUCGUGGGUAUAUUCAACUCCCUGGACAACGUAACUUCAAAGGAUGCCCUACCGGUUUUUCUGAGGAAAAGAUUGGCUAAAAAAGAAUCAGUUUUGGUGAGUAUCCUAAAGGAAGUCUUAAGUUUUAACUUUAACGAUGGAUUCUCUUCUAGCAUUGCGACUCUUUUUGUGAAGAAAUUCCCACAACUGUUUGAAGAAAACAAUUUAGCAGAUAAAUACAUCCAUGACAAGGAUUUGAAAUACUUGCUUCAAGGGAUUUUCAAAAAAUUUACCGAAGUUGUAUCUGCCAGGGCUGUACAGUUGAAUAAAAGGACCAAGAAAUUGAUCAAAGAACAUCAAAAAUGUCAAAUUCGUACAGGUAAGGAAACAGAUGAUUUCUUGGAAGAGUACAAUGCGACUCUACCACAGUAUGAAAAAUUCAAAAGUGCAGCUUUAGUCCUUACGGAGUUUUUCAAAUUAGAUCCUCCAGAAUUAAACGAAGAAGUCGAAGCACAGGAGGAUGAAGCCGCUAAACCAUCUGUAAUUACAAAUGCAACGGGUGUCUCUCCAAGUCAAAAAGUUUGGGAAAAUGAUGAAGUUAGAAAAUUUUACGAAGCUUUGCCCAACAUUGAUGAAAUUCAUGAUCAGUCCCUUAAAAACAAUGCUGAUCCUGCGGGUGAUAAAGUGAACAAUUUCUUUAGAGAAUUGGAGGAAGCUGACACGAAGGAGGCUAUUGAUCAUUUGUCCGUAUUGUACUGGUCUGAAAAUCUGGACAAUAAGGCAACUAGGAAACGGUUGAUGAAAUUUUUCAUUGAAAACAAAGAUUGGAGUAAAUUAAGACUAUACUCUCGAUUCUUUGCCACUAAUUCGAAGUACUUCCACGAAUUGAUAGAAGAAUUUGUGAAUUAUGUGGACAGCGGAUUCCGUAGUCAAUUGCACUCUAGCAAGAUAAAUGUGAAGAAUAUUAUCUUUUUUUCUGAGAUGGUAAAAUUCAUGCAAUUGCCAAUCUACCUCAUUUUCCACAAAAUAAGAACGUUGAUAAUCAACCUCCAUGUACCGAAUAAUAUCGAAAUCUUAACGGUGUUAUUUGAGCAUUUGGGUAUCUUUCUAAUCAACAAGCCAGAGUACAAGGCUCACAUGGAGAAGAUGAUGGCAUUAUUGAAAGAGAAGAAAAGAGAUAGACAACUCAGCAUAAAUUUAAAAGGUGCCAUGGACAAUUUAAUAACUUUGGUGUACCCACCUUCGAUUAAGUCUCUAAACGCAUCUACCAAGGAACUCUCACCUGAGCAGCAAUUCUAUCAUAUUCUUAUUAGGAGAGAAUUGCAAAGUUUCGAAGUGGGACGUGUGGUCAAAUUGCUGCGUAGGGCCCAUUGGAAGGAUGAAACUGUCAGAGAUACACUUUUCGAUCUCUUUGUAAGACCAGAGGAGUUGUCUUACCAAAAUAUAUCCAUUAUGGCCAAAGUGUUGAGUGAACUGUACAAAUACCAAAGGAAUUUCGUCAUAACCUGUAUCGAUGAAUUGUUGGAAAAAGUUGAAAGAGGGUUGGAGAUUAACGAUUUCACGCACAGCAUGCAUAGGGUUGCGGAAGUUAGAUAUUUAACAGAGCUUUACAGUUUUGCGUUGAUUAAACCCAAUGUCCUUUUGGAUACCAUGUAUCUCAUUUUGAAAUAUGGGCAUAACGGCAAGGGAUCUUAUCUGUUCAGCCCCAAUGACAUUGAUGAAGCUGAUAAUUAUUUCAAGAUUCAAUUGUUGUCGACCAUGCUAUUAAAUCUACGAAGAAACACUUCCAUGUUGAGUAAGAAACUACCGCUUUUCUUGCGUUUCUAUGAGUAUUAUACUUUCACGAAGGAGCAGCCCCUGCCACAAGAGACACAGUUCAGCUUACAGACCACUUUCCAAAAAUACGAGGACGAAGAUGGCUUUGAAAGAUCUAGUACCUUGCAAGAGAGUGCUGUAAGACUAACCUCCAUGGUGAAGUCAUUGAGUGGCGCACAAGGCGAUGUGACAAAGGAAACUUCAAGCACCAAUUUGACGAAGACCAAUUCGGGAGCAGACUCUUCUGAAGACGAAAGUGACGACGAGGACGAAGAGGAAUUGAGUGGAGUAGAUGAUACUGUAGAAGACGUAGAGGAGGAAGCUGACGGCGAAGAAGAUGAAAGUGAUGAAGAUGACGAAGAAAGCGAAGAAGACGAAGAUGGUGAAGAUGAAGACGCAGAUAGUGAAGAUGAGGACGAUAGCUAUAGAGACGUUGUGGCUGACAGAGAUAUUGAGCAGAAGAGAAUGUAUGAUGAAUACCAAGCUAAAUUAAAGGAUGAAAAUGAGCGUAAAAUGGAAGACGAGUUGGAGCAACAAUUGCAGAAGAUGAUGCAGGAUUCUAUGGACUCGAGAAAGAAUGAGAAAAUCGCAAGUGCCAAGAUUCCUCUGGUCGGCGCGAAUAAAACUAAUUCCAACUUUGUUGCCGAGCCGACGGAAACUGAAGGCAAUGAACAGGAGUCUCGCAUUGCAGGCCAACAGCCUAAGCGGGUCGCCUUUACCUUCUUAAACAAGUCCGGUAAGAAAACGCAGUCGCGUACGCUAAGAUUACCAUCCAACGUGGAUUUUGUAUCGGGAGUGCUUGAAGAGGAGGAAAGAUUGAAGAAUGAGCGUGAGAAGAUCAAGAACAUCGUUUUGCAAAGGGCAUUUGACUAA